This is a messenger RNA of Myxocyprinus asiaticus (Chinese sucker), 3612 nucleotides long. RefSeq lists its product as uncharacterized. Bases 1222 to 2124 code for a protein of 300 amino acids. The transcript has 7 exons. NCBI's taxonomy places the organism in Eukaryota, Metazoa, Chordata, Actinopteri, Cypriniformes, Catostomidae. The record is from RefSeq and is a predicted model, not a curated record.
GGAAGAAAGUCAAACUUGUUUGGAAAAAUACGAGGGAGAGGAAAUGAUGAUGAGUUUUCUGUUUUGGGUGAACUACCCCUUCCUGAUCUGUGAAUGUAGGAACUAGAUUCAAUGAAGGAUGACAGUGAAACACUGAAUGACCCUGUUAUCCUGAAAGCAGGAAUCCUGACAGGACAGCACAUUACUGAUACUCGUCACAACUCCCGGAUAAAUUCACAUUACUGUGGCAGCAGACACUUAUUUACUAAUUAUUUAUUCAGCUAGUCUUCUAUCUAAAGAGUCAAUCAGUCUUAUUAAAGGUUCAGUUGUCAAAGAGUAACCUGAGGUUCAGUGAUGAAGGGCACAGUAAUGAUAUUGUAUUCACAAAUCAACCCUGCUGGGGUUUGAACUAGCUCAGAUGUUUGAAAACUAGACAACAUCAUUAGUUACAGUCAUCUGGGCACCAGGAGAUUGUCACACAUGGUUAAUUUAACUGACAGCAGUUUUACAAAUCCUGUCUGAUGCAAAAGAAAUAACUUUCAGACCUCAUAGGGGCUGUAAACACCGAACUGAAUCAAUGAACAUCUCAGGGCCUCAUUUAGUGAAAAAUGGACUCAAUUUUAAGCCGUUUCUCAAAACCUAGUGAGCCGUCUACUGCAAGACAGCAAUUUUAAGAAUCAUGAACACGUUAUCAUAAGCACGCCAACAGCAUUUUAGCAGUUUUUUUAUGAGUUCUGAGUCAGCAGCAUUUUUUAGUUGCCUACCUAGACAGAUAAGAUAAUAACUAGGUUUUGAGACAAUAAUACAUAAAUAUGCCAUCUAUAAAGGCAGCUAAUAAGGAGGCAGCACACUUUGUACAGGGCUCUACAGUGCGAGUAUUUCACUCGCAUUUGCCCCUAAAAUUAGAUAUGUGCGAACCGGAAAAAUUAUUUACGAGCACACAGUGUGCGAUUAAAGAUUACAACCUACCAUAAUCUAUUCCCCCCCCCCCCCAAUGCUAAUUGUUUAAAAAUGACAAGACCCACAUUCCACAAGUGGCAUGCGCCAACCACAGUAGAGUUUUCUGUGAUGACGCAGUCCAGUCAGCGAGAGAAAGAAACAACACUGGAAAAAAGUAUCAGUAUAGGCUAUAAGUUAACAUGCAGACAUAGCUAAAAAUGAAGACCAUUCAAUUUUAUUUUAAGCGAAAAAGAGACGAGGAGAAAGAGGAAUCUGGCGAGGGGGAUUCUCAAGGUUCAACUAAUGAAGCCUCUUCACAAUGUUUACCUGAGGUGGCUAACGUUGACAUGGCGGCUAACGUUAGGGAUGCUGAGAACAACAUUAGCAAAUCUAGCCGGUGGAGGGAGAACAUAUAGAUUCAAUGCGAAUUGGCUCAAAAUGUUCCCAUGGCUAGAGUUUGAAAACAACGUCAUGUUCUGCAAAUAUUAUAGAAGGCAGAAACAGACAGGCAACUCGUCCUUCGUGUCAGGAAACCCGCAUCUGAAAAGAGAUAGCGUAGCGAAACAUAACAUCUCGCAGCGGCAUAUCCAGUGUAGAGAUCUGUACCUGUUGAGACAGGAGAAACCAUCAGGCAUGGUGUCAGCAGCCUUGAGGAAGCAAGUGCUGCUCUCUGAGGAGGAGAGGAGGCAGCUGAAAAUAAAGAUAAACAUUGCAUUCUUCAUUGCGAAAGAAGAACCUUUCGUCAAAUUUGGGCCGCUUAUCAGACUCCACCACAAAAAUGGAGUUGACAUUAAUCCCACAUACGACAAUGAUGUAAGAUGUGCGGAGACAACCGGUCAAAUUGCUGACAUAAUGAGAGAGAGCCUGUCAGCGAAGCUGAAAGCCACGAAAUAUCUUGCCGUUCUAAUAGACGGAGACACUGAUAUACCCAACACCGAAUGCGAGAUUGUCUACGUACGCUUGUUGGAGGAUGGGAAGCCAGUCAAUCUUCUGGUCGGACAACAGACCCUUGAGCACUCCCAUGCCAUUGGUAUUUUGGAUGCCACAUUUCAUGCUGUUUGCCCAGAGGAGGAUGGAGGGUCAUGGAUGAAGAAAUGCAUCUCCUUUCGGGGCAGAUGGUGCCUCCAUGAACAUGGGCCACCGUGGGGGAGUGAUUGCCCACCUGCAGAGAGAGGCAGGGGGGCAUAUAAUCCCAAUCCACUGUAGCCACAUAGACUAGAGCUGGCAAUACUGACCAUUCAGAAGAAAGAUCCAAAGGUGUCUGUCGUGUAUGAUCUUCUGAAUCUGAUAUGGAAGACGUAUCACUUCAGCAGAAAAUCCAAACGAGAGCUCUAUGUACUCGGGCAAGAGCUCGGUGUGGAUAUUUGCACACCGUCUAGCGUCAAGGGAACUCGCUGGAUCCCCCACGUCCACAGAGCCCUCAAAGUGCUCCUACGGCAUGUACAAGACAAGGACCUUGCCACUGACGAAGGCCAGUACUCCGUUGUUCUGCAGCACAUGGAGCACCUGGCCAUAGCAUCAACAACAGUGGAAGUUCAAGGGCGGGCAAACAAGAUAAAGCUGGAAAUGGAGAAUGCACUCUUUUGUGUAUUCUGCCAUUUUCUCUCAGAUAUGUUUGAGGAGCUAUCCUCACUUAGCCUCACCCUGCAAAGGAAUGACCUGAUCCUCCCCCAAGCCACAUCAGAAUUGAGGAAGACAGUGACCAGAGAAGAUUGAGAAGAUCCAGACCAUGCUUGCUCAGCAGCAGGGUGAUGAGAGGAGAUUCCAAGUGUGUUAGGAUGAGAGCUUGUUAGGAUGGGAAUCUGAAAGGCUUCACGGACCUCACCAAUUCCCAGCUGAAGCAGCACAUGGCGGCAGCCAUCAAUAUCGGCGUGGAUGAUCUCAAAGCCAGGUUUGGUGGUUUGCUGAAGGAUGAGGGUGUCCAGACCCCAGUGGAGUCUUUCAGAGUGCUAAACCCUGACACAUGGCCAGAAGACCAGGCCAGCCUUCUCACCUUUGGCGAUGAUGAUUGGGGUGCAACAUGGCUGCAAUCCAGGAUGAGUGGCAGGGGCUGAAAAUCCUGGUCAGCCACAAUUUCAAGGACAAGUCCUACAGUGGCCUGUGGGAGACCAUGUUGACAAAGGACCCCUAAAGGCAUGAUUACAAGAACAUACUGGAGUUGGUGCAGCUUAUGCUGGUGCUGCCCAUUUCAGCCGCCCAGUGUGAGUGAGGCUUCUCUGCGCAGAACCGGAUUAAGAAUUUGACAAGAAGCUGCCUUUUGGUCUCCACCACCAAAGACCUGAUGAGGAUCAGCCUGGAGGGGCCUUCUGUCGAGGAGUUCGUUCCCACUCCUGCCGUGGACCGUUGGCUGACCUCUAAGCCUGCCAGACAGCCAACAUACAAAAGUAGCUGGACAACUGAUAUCCUUUGCGUCUAGUAGGCAUGGGUCAAUGUGUGAUUUUGGUGGUAUGUGCUGUUCCACAGAUGUGUGUCCCUUAGUACACGCACACACAAAGUAUAAAUAUGUAUAUAAUAAAUUGUUUGUUAAUAAACUCUGCGUUACAUUUUUCACUGUGCUCCUAAAUUUCUUUGUGUGCUCCUACAUUUUUUCAUUUAGGAGCGUAUGUACUCCUUGGGAAAAAAGUUAGCGAAGUUAGCUGUUGUAGCCAGCCCACUCAAUUGUGAUGCUAUGAAGACCAAAAAUAUGUCUAGGUA